AUGGCCGAGGUUUCCGGCACUUUCGCGGGCGCUCUAAGCGUCGCCGCACUCUUCAACAACUGCGUCACUUGCUUCGAGUACAUUCAACUAGGCCGAAACUUCGGUCGCGAUUAUCAGGGUGAGUCGGUCAACGUCAACGGGGACGCGCGGUUCGCAGCCGACACUUCUGGUGGCGACACAUCGGUCGAGCUGGCACGGUCUAUCAUCGAGGAGAUCAUCCUUCUUAUACAAGGUGCACAAAAGACUUCGAGACGGUAUGAAUUGAGUCCCGAGCCGAAGAACCUCAGCCUACUUCAAAUGACGGAUAUGACCCCCAUGGGCCAGCGUCUACAUCAUCGAGCCGGUGCGCUCGCUCGUCGUAGACAGAAGGGCGCCAGUGUGCUCAAAAAGACCACAUGGGCACUCUACGACGGGAAGCAGUUAGGAAAGUUGAUGACCCAGAUCACUGCUCCUGUCGACGACCUGGAAAAGCUGUUCCCCCUCGAUGCUACCCGCCGCAGGCUGGCCGAGAUGGAGAUUGAAGAUAUCGACGACGAAUCGAGCCGCGCGGCGCUGCAGGAAUCAGCGAAGGACACGGAUGAAGUUCUGCUGGAAGCCGUUGAUCGCAAGAUUAACAUGAUUGCCGGCAGUAACUCGGUAGGGGCCAUACGGACAAAAGACAGGGUGGAUGUCUAG
Molecule: messenger RNA, 675 nt
Organism: Colletotrichum spaethianum
Lineage: Eukaryota; Fungi; Ascomycota; Sordariomycetes; Glomerellales; Glomerellaceae
Product: heterokaryon incompatibility protein s
Exons: 2
Coding region: 1-675 (224 amino acids)
Source: RefSeq, a predicted model, not a curated record